CAGGUGACUGGGCCAUGUGACUAGAAAAGCUUUAAAAAGCAGGCCAACCUGUCCUGUCGAGGUAUGAGUAAUCACAAGGCACCGGAGGAGUCAGAGGAGGAGAAUACCUGGGCUGUCGGCACAGCAGCAAACACCGACAGCCCCACUAAACAAGCCGAGCAGCGCCCAGGGAACUUCGCCGUGUCAAGUCGUCUGCAAACACAGCGUUCCAGGCAGGAAGCUUCUACUCGCGCUCGUCCAGCGUCCAGGGUAUUGGCACAAUGAGCUGCAGCAGUGUUGCAGAAUCAGAGUUCUCGGAGGAAGAGCUGGAGCUGGGCGCGCUGGACCGAGGCGAGGACGACGGAAGUCCCAAGGCAUCCUUCGAAGACAGCGAGAGCUCAACCAGCACCCCGAGCGACCCCGAGGAAGGCCAGACCAAGAAGCGCAAUCGACCCGUCCGCUCAAAAGCUCGAAGGAUGGCCGCCAACGUCCGGGAGCGGAAACGCAUCAUGGACUACAACCAGGCCUUCAAUGCCCUGCGCGUUACCCUGAACCAUGACCUCAGCGGCAAACGGCUCUCCAAGAUCGCCACGCUGCAGAGGGCCAUCAACCGCAUCUCUGCUCUCUCAGUGUUCCUGAGCUCCAACCCCCCCGGCAAGCCCUGCACCCACCGGGAGUGCAACAGGUCAUCGGUGGGGCCAGCUGCGGUGGGAGCGUCUCGACUCGAGCAGCCCAGGGUCACGCUUCCUCGCAUGGAGCAUCAGAGCUACGUCCCCUGGCACGCGUCCAUCUCUCACCAGAUGCAGCCACAACAAGGGCCUCAUGUGCACCGGCUGCCCACGGAGCCACACGUCUACAUGGAUAACACCGCGUCAUCAUGCCCCCCGUCGCCACACUACCCUUGUUAUCCCACUGAGGGACAGCUUUACGCCUCGUACGGACACUGCGGCAGCCCCCACGACCAUCCGCCCAGCCCCCUGCGAUACCCUCAGGUGGGUGAGGGGUUGGGCUACCAGCCGGGGAUGUGGGCCCCCUGCAAUCAGAAAUACAUGGACCCUUUCGUGGAGCCUUCUCCAGCUCUGGGGCUUCCCUGGCAGGUGAGCUACCUGCAGGAGCCGGAGCACAGCCUCUGUCUGGGCUCUGACAUACUGUAA
Perca flavescens (yellow perch) is the source of this 1133-nucleotide messenger RNA. RefSeq names its product basic helix-loop-helix family, member a9 (gene bhlha9). The record is from RefSeq and is a predicted model, not a curated record. Gene Ontology annotation, molecular function: E-box binding; DNA-binding transcription factor activity; protein dimerization activity. The coding region runs from base 261 to 1133 and encodes 290 amino acids. Lineage: Eukaryota; Metazoa; Chordata; Actinopteri; Perciformes; Percidae. The transcript has a single exon. Gene Ontology annotation, cellular component: nucleus. Gene Ontology annotation, biological process: axon development; sensory organ development; positive regulation of transcription by RNA polymerase II.